AUGAAAAGUCAUCCUUGAGUGCAUAAUUCUUUUAGGCGAAAGGUGUAGCUUUUCUAUAAUCAAAGCUGCAUAAUUUCAAAAUGGAGUUGAAAUUGAUUUUAAUUGUGGUUUACAUUGUGCUUGAUAUUGCAAACGCAGCAGUAAUAGAACCCAUCAUACAAAUUGACCAAGGUCAGCUCAAAGGGAAAAUUGGGGAGAGUCGUGGUGGAAAAAGUUUUGCAGAAUACCUCGGAAUUCCAUAUUGCCAAAAACCGGAGAGAUUUCAUGAAGGAAUAUUACCAGCCCCGAAAUGGGAGGGAUUACGAGACGCAACAAAAUUUGGCCAAGUCUGUCCUCAAUUUGACCGAAAGUUAAAAUCAGUGAUAGGAAACGAAGACUGUUUAUUCUGUAACGUGUACACCCCCGAGAUUUCAACUCCUGAAAAAUCGAAAGGAACGCCAGCAACUAAAGUCUUGAAAAAGCGUCCUGUACUUUUCCAUAUUCAUGGAGGCUCAUUUGUCUCUCAAAGUGGAAAUUUGUUUGGUCCAAAAUAUUUAUUGGACGAGGAUGUGGUUCUUGUCACUUUCAAUUAUCGCCUCUCAGUUUUUGGAUUUCUAAGUACUGGUGAUAAUGAAACAAUUGCAAAUUUGGGAUUAAGGGAUCAAAUUCAGAUGUUGAAAUGGGUUCAUCAAAACAUUGAAAAGUUUGGAGGCGACCCGACGAAGGUAACUUUACUUGGCAGUGGAAGUGCUGGUGGGGCAUUGGCAUCGUAUUUGAUGAUGUCGCCACUGGCAAAAGGAUUAUUCUCCUCGGUGAUUUCAACCAGUGGAACUGCGAUCUGCCCGUGGGCGGUGGUUCAUAAGCCGGCUAAAAUUGUACAAAAAUUGGCUGCAAAGCUAAAUUGUCCUUCCAGUGCGAAAAGUAGCAAGGAUAUUGUGGCAUGCAUCAAGGGAAAGAGCAUCAAAGACAUUGAAAUCGCACGCGUCGCAUUGCAAGGAUUUGUAGAAGACCCAGCCGUUCCUUUCGCACCCGUCGUAGAAAGUUGGUUGGUGAAAGAUCCGGCUUCUGCUCCAGUUAUUCCAGAUGUACCAGAAAAGUUGAUGAAUGACGGGAAAUACAAUCGCGUCGCUUGGCUUACAGGAGUCAACUCUCAUAAUGGCAUAAAUCUUGGGCUAGCGACCAUCCUAACCACGCCAAAGAGAUUGACGCAACUGGACCAAGAAUGGAGUAAAUUGGCUCCUCUCACUUUUCAUUAUAGUCAAACCGCAUCCCAUCCCUCAAACGUAUCUGCCUCUAUCCGCGAACAUUAUUUUGGCAAGAAAAACAUCAGCUUAGAGACGAAGGACAAAUUGAUCACAGCUUUGACGGAUAGGAAUUUCAUUUACUGCACAGCACAGGCUGCAUCACUCCAAUCAAAGUUUAGCCCAGUGUAUUUGUAUCAUUUGGGUUAUGUUGGAGGACACAGCUUUUUAGAUGAGUGGAACGUUAGGAAGGACUUGAAUGUUACGGGUGUGGUGCACGGAGAUGAAUUGCAAUACUUCUUCAACUUGGACAUGGGCAAUUUCCCCAUCAUCAAGAAGGGAGAUAAGCAUUUUCCAUUCUCUGAGAAAAUAGUAAAGCUAUGGACCAGCUUUGCACAGACUGGAAAACCAAUGGACAUAAGAGCUGAUAAGACUGCUGCAGAAUGGUCACCUGUCCCAUCAGGAACAGGGAAACAUGCCGUGCAGUUUUACAGUUUAGAUUCUGCAGAGCUAAGUCGCCCCAUAACUCUUGACGGAACAGUGCAAUCCACGAUAUGGGACGAGGUGGACUUGGGUGGCUACAAGGCUACAACUUCAUCCAAAUUUGCCAUUGGUUAUGAAAUGUCGGAUAAUCGGAAACCUUCUCCCAUAAACUCUGGACGUACAACCUCCUCACCGAAACCACUUUCGUCUCCAAAACAAUCUCAACUUACACCGAGAACUGAGAAACCUUUGGUCGUCCCAAGCCCCUCGAUUGAACACUUUGAACCAAUUCAUGUCAAGGGAGGAACAAUUCUAAAGGACGAGGACCCAUUCUCCAGUACUACGACUACCACCACAAAGAAACCUGGAUUUUUUCAAAAACUCGUUGGCUGAAUGCAAUGUUAAUUUUCUCUUUGCAGGCCUAAGCCACCCUAUCAUUUAGAAAUAAAAAAGCAAAUAAUCAGUGUAUUAAACAUUUUA
Molecule: messenger RNA, 2183 nt
Organism: Folsomia candida
Lineage: Eukaryota; Metazoa; Arthropoda; Collembola; Entomobryomorpha; Isotomidae
Product: esterase E4
Exons: 10
Coding region: 81-2096 (671 amino acids)
Source: RefSeq, a predicted model, not a curated record